This is a messenger RNA of Phoenix dactylifera (date palm), 1085 nucleotides long. RefSeq names its product GPI-anchored protein LORELEI-like. Lineage: Eukaryota; Viridiplantae; Streptophyta; Magnoliopsida; Arecales; Arecaceae. The record is from RefSeq and is a predicted model, not a curated record.
CUUCGUCCUGGAGCGAAACCGCGUCCUCUAUAACUCUAUUCUUUAAGGGGAACUUGGAUGUCAGUAAUUGGUAUUAAUCUCCGUUCGGUUGUUAGAUCGGGCCGGUUGGAAGAGGCGAAUAGGAGGCUAUUUCGGCCUGACUCGGUCGCACCGGUGGGUGUUCGUGCCCUCCUCUCCUCGGCGCUUUCUUCGGCCCCGUCUUCCUCCCCGCUGCUCCUCACCCUCCCGCCCCACUUCUUCCGAGGAUUCCAGAGAUCGGAGGAGGCGGGGAACCCUCGAAAGAUCUCAUUUUUGGGGCUGGAGAUGGAUUUGAGUCGAAGCGUCUCCUUGCGGGCGGCUCUCUUCAUGUGUUUCGUGGGAUUGGCAGCUGCUUCUACCUUCAUCUCAGAUGAUGUGUUCCAAUGUCAUGGACCUACGGGUCGGAGUUUGCUGCAGACGAAAAAGAGUUGCCCUGUGAACUUCGAGUUCCUGAAUUACACAAUUAUCACGAGCAAGUGCAAGGGGCCCCAGUAUUCUGCUAAGCUCUGCUGUGGUGCUUUCAAAGAAUUUGCAUGCCCUUAUGCUGAAGAAUUGAAUGAUAGCACCAACGAUUGCGCAUCAACCAUGUUCAGUUACAUUAAUCUCUAUGGCAAAUACCCGCCAGGCCUGUUUGCCAGUGAGUGCCGUGAAGGCAAAGAAGGGCUUGCCUGCCCUUCUGGCUCUUCAAAGUCACAGGAUGAAAACGUUGCAAAUGCUGGCCAUGUAAAUCGGAGCCUCACCUUUCUUAUUGUGUUGGUGUCUGGAAUGGUUCUAGCGCUUGUGCUCUCUUGAAGUCGGGAGCUGUAUAUGUCUCUGGAAGCUGCAUUGUUGCAGUCUGUUUGAAUGGAUGUUCUGUUUUCGGAGUUCAGGCCAAUUAAUUUCGUAGUGAUGUUAAGGGCAUUGGGUUCCUGGACAUAUGUAUUAUUUUUCUUACACUAACACUUGUAAGUCUGUUGGUGUGUUCCUUUUGUUGCUGGCAGUACAAAAUGUAAUUCUAAGUUAUAUGUAUGGAACCAAAGACAAUAUAUUGCUCCCAACUUUUGAAUAUGGUAUUGGUGUUUUUCUUU